CCAUUAAUGUCUUUAGCAGCCGUGUGAUAUAAGGAGAAGAAGGAAGUGAUCGUGCAGAAUCAGUCAGGUUGAUUAAGGUUCGAACGCAGCAACGUCUCCAGAGUUCACGGCUCUCUGAUCUGAUCCAGUGUGUCCGUCUCCACAGUCCUGCAGCAUGAAGAGUCCACCGUGGCCAGAAGGGAAGAAGCUGGUUCACCUGGAUCUGAAAGGUGCUCCCCCCAGACCAGAGUACCUCCAUGAACUGAUCUCGCUGCUCUCUCGGCUGGGAGUGGAUGGCCUGCUGGUGGAGUAUGAGGACACGUUUCCUUAUGAGGGGGAGCUGAAGCUGCUGCAGGCCACAGCACAGCCUGCCUAUAGCCGAGAGGAAGUUCUAUCCAUGCAGAUGUUUGCCAGGUCCAAGGGCAUCGACUUCAUCCCGCUGGUGCAGACGUUUGGCCACAUGGAGUUUGUGCUGAAGCAUCGGCCCAUGUGGGGCCUCAGAGAGCUGCCGCACUGCGUGGGCACCCUGAAUCCACACGCAGAGGACGGGGUGAGGGUGGUGAUGGAGAUGGUGAGGCAGGUGGUGGAGCUGCAUCCUGGUCUCAACACGCUGCACAUCGGAGCAGACGAGGUGUACAUGCUUGGUGAAGGGGAGCAGUCAAAGCAGUGGUUGGCCGCCUCGCCAGAACGUACAGUGCAGCAACUUUUCCUGAAUCACGUGACCAAGAUCGCCAAGGCCAUCAAGGAGGCGUGGCCUGACAUGAGCAUCAUAAUGUGGGAUGAUAUGAUGAGGAGUAUGAGCCAGGACACACUCAAAGCCAGCGGCCUCGUAGGACUCGUCCAGCCCAUGUUGUGGGACUACACCCCUGACCUGGAUGUGGACACAACUGUGUCUCUGCUGGAGAAGUACUGCAGUGCCGGCAUGUCGGAGCUGUGGGCAGCCAGCUCCUUUAAAGGCUCGACCAGCGUUUACACCUGUGUGACCAGCACGCAGAGACAUGUGGACAACCAUCUCCAGUGGCUGCAGGUGGCUGCUGCUUUACCUGCUGCCAUAAAACUGAAGGGAAUCGCCCUCACAGGCUGGCAAAGGUAUGACCACAUGUCAGUGCUGUGUGAGCUGAUGCCCGUGGCUCUUCCAUCACUAGCAGCCUGUCUGCAGACUCUCCUCCAUGGUCAGCUCAGCGCUGAGGCUCUGAGCACAGUGACUGAGAAGCUGGGUAUUUCCUCAGUGGAGGUGGACGUCAUGGAGAGGAGAUCUGCAGUCGACUCCCUGUUUCCAGGAAGGAGGCUGGCUGAGUUAAUUGUGGAGCUCGAUGCACUGAUCAACUCGGAGGACAUACGAUUUUUUCAAAACAGCAUGUAUGUGAGAGGAUGGUUCAGCCCCUACCAACUACAGAGGAAGAUGGUCAGCCCACUCAUCACCAUGGAGAUUCAUAACCAAGCAUCAACAUUUUUGACCGCACUGCAACAGAAGGCAGAGGCUGUAAGAGAGGAGAUGGUGCUUCUUUACCCAGAGUCUACAGCCCAAGAGUGGAUGGAGGAGCAUGUUAGCCCUGUGAUGGUUCCUUUACAGAGGAUAACAGAGGAUAUCAUAACAUGUAUAAAGGAGAUGGUGCCGUAGAAGAACACUGGCAGCUCCGUAUCAAACUGCUUUCUAGACCAAUUCAGACAUUGGUCUCCAUUUUAGUUUUUGCAAGCCAUAUAUGUGAAUUAACAGAAGUGAUUUUAUGUUGAAGUUGUGUUGAAGAGCAAACUGAUGAUUGUAAACUGCACUGAUAUUGAAAAAGAAAUGAAUGAAUAUCAUGAGCAGACUUGGGGUUUGUAUUAAAACAUUUUUAUAUAAUUUCUGCAAAAGAAAUAAAGUAAACAAAGACAAUAAAAUCUAUCAACAGUUAA
Hippoglossus stenolepis (Pacific halibut) is the source of this 1875-nucleotide messenger RNA. RefSeq names its product hexosaminidase (glycosyl hydrolase family 20, catalytic domain) containing (gene hexd). Bases 155 to 1600 code for a protein of 481 amino acids. Gene Ontology annotation, biological process: carbohydrate metabolic process. The record is from RefSeq and is a predicted model, not a curated record. Lineage: Eukaryota; Metazoa; Chordata; Actinopteri; Pleuronectiformes; Pleuronectidae. The transcript is spliced from 12 exons. Gene Ontology annotation, molecular function: hexosaminidase activity.